Molecule: messenger RNA, 561 nt
Organism: Lachancea sp. 'fantastica'
Lineage: Eukaryota; Fungi; Ascomycota; Saccharomycetes; Saccharomycetales; Saccharomycetaceae
Source: the annotation of a GenBank genome assembly
AUGUUGAAAAAUAGCUUCAAUUUGAUGGUACGAAAGGGCGUGUCUGCCUCGUUUGUGGGCUCUAAAACUGUUCAAAUAAGUGCGAUGAGAUGCCUUUCACUAAAACCCAACCUUGAUAAAUUUAAGCUCACACCACCACCACCCGGAGGAGUUGAGGGCAACGUGAACGAUCCUGUGAAAAAGCCCGAAAUUGAUUAUUUCCAUGGGUCCUACCAUUGGGAUUAUGAAAGAAUCACAGCCGUGGCAUUGUUACCACUCACAAUGGUCCCCAUGUACUGGGCUAUGACUGGUAGUAGCGUACAUCCUAUGAUAGACACCGCACUGUGCUGUACACUACUGAUUCAUGUUCAGCUGGGAUUGACCAGUUGUAUUGUGGAUUACAUUCCCAAACGGAAAUUUGGGAUCUGGCACCAGGCUGCCCUGCUUUCCCUUUAUGCGGGCACAGCAGUAGGUCUUUAUGGGGUUUAUGAACUGGAAACCAAAAACAAUGGAUUUGUGGACCUUGUUCAUAAGUUAUGGAAAGACGAGGAAGAGGAAUUGACCAUCUACUCUAGGUUUUAA